Anopheles funestus (African malaria mosquito) is the source of this 3351-nucleotide messenger RNA. RefSeq lists its product as uncharacterized. The coding region runs from base 1 to 3351 and encodes 1116 amino acids. The transcript has a single exon. Lineage: Eukaryota; Metazoa; Arthropoda; Insecta; Diptera; Culicidae. The record is from RefSeq and is a predicted model, not a curated record. Gene Ontology annotation, molecular function: nucleic acid binding. Gene Ontology annotation, biological process: DNA integration.
AUGAGUCGCUCGAUCGAUCUACUGAGGAACUUCUACAAGGUAGAAUCCUGCGACGAGCCCCGCUCUUCUCCGAAGGCGGACGAAGAGGUGUGUCUGGAACAUUUCCAACGCACUCACGAGCGAACUGCGGAGGGUCGGUAUGUGGUUCGACAUCCCUUCAACGAACGUAAGGGCGAGUUAGGAGACUCGCGUGAAACAGCGCUGCGACGUUUUCUGGCUCUGGAGAGAAAACUCGACAAGCAGCCGGACCUAAAGGAGCAAUACUCGCAGUUCAUCCGAGAGUACGAGAAACUCGGACACAUGCGCGAGAUUGUGGAAGCACCGAACGAGGAUCCAGGGUCGGUGUUUUAUCUACCUCAUCACUGCGUGCUGAGGCCUUCAAGCACGACAACUAAACUCCGAGUCGUGUUUGACGGGUCGGCGAAGACGUCAACAGGUGUUUCGAUAAACGACGUCUUGAUGACUGGACCAACAGUCCAGAACGACCUCACUGCAAUUUUGCUUCGUUUCAGAGGUUUUAGAUACGUCUUCACACUCGAUAUUCCGAAGAUGUUUCGUCAGGUGAUCGUCCAUCCGGAAGACACUAGGUACCAGCGAAUCUUUUGGAGAUACAAUCGGAACGAUCCAAUUACAGUAAGAGAGCUGCUCACGGUUACGUAUGGCUUGGGACCUUCUCCAUUCCAAGCAACCAUGGCGCUCAAACAAGCUGCAAACGAUCAUCAGGAUGAGUUCCCGAGGGCUGCCGAGGUGGUCAACAGAGGAACAUAUAUGGACGAUACACUGACGGGCGCCAAUACACUUGCGGAAGCAUGCCAACUACAACGAGAUGUGACAAAAUUGCUAGCGAAAGCUUGUUUCAGCGCUCAUAAGUGGUGUGCUAAUCAUUCCGAUAUCGUUGCAGGAGUAGCAGAAGAUUUACGAGGAAAUUCUUUUGAGGUUACCGACAACACCUGCAAGACGACCGUUAAGACGUUAGGCAUUACAUGGAAUCCGUUUGAGGAUUGGUUUUCGGUAUCCGUUCCUGACUUCGACAACCUAGAAGGAAUGACUCGUAGAAGACUUCUGAGUCAGCUGGCCAAGAUUUUCGACCCGCUUGGAUUCUUUGGGCCAGUAAUUACAUAUGCUAAGCUGAUACUACGUGAGGUCGGCGAACUGAAAAUCGAAUGGGAUGACCCAGUCCCAACCGAAGUCAACGAGAAGUGGCAACACUUCCGAACCGAGAUGACAGCGCUGAGGGAAGUCCGAGUUCCAAGAUGGAUUUCCUGGGAGGAUGUGCUCAAGUUGGAACUGCAAGGGUUCGCUGACGCAUCCGACCAAGCCUAUGGUGCAUGUUUGUACAUACAGGGAUCUUUUGCCAACGAGGAGUCCAGGAUGCAACUGAUUUGCAGUAAGUCCCGAAUUCUACCGAAGAAGAGAAAUCCGAAGGAGAAGGCCAUUACGACCCCUCGAGCUGAACUGUUGGCGGCACUGUUACUAGCAAGAAUGGUCGUAAAGUUCCUGAAUGCUACGGAGCUUCAAAUUGAGUCUGUUCAUCUAUGGAGCGAUUCAAAAAUCGUCUUGUCUUGGCUUAAGAAACCACCGGAGCUCCUGCAGACGUACGUUUCAAAUCGGGUAAGGGAGAUUCAACAACUCGACCAAUCAUUCCACUGGCAUUACAUUUCCACUUACGAGAAUCCAGCCGAUUUGAUUUCCCGUGGAGUCACGCCUAAGAAAUUGAUUAGAUCAACGAUGUGGUGGCAACCGUGGCCACUGCAACUCAUCACCAAGAAUGCGGACGAAUUGGAAAUACCAGACAACGAGCUACCAGAAAUGCGAUCUGGAGUGACGUUGACCAUGACUGUUCCUUUCGAACGUUUCGCGAUGUUUGAGAGGUUGAGCAGUUUUACAAAAAUGGUUAGGAGUAUGGCCUACUUGGUGCGUUUUGCUAGGUUCAUCAAGUCACGCAAAACGGAGCUGGUAAAGGGUCGACUCACAGCGAUAGAGAUGCGUACAGCGACGUACGUAAUUGUGCGGAUGGUUCAACGCGAAGCUUUCCAGCCAGAUAUCCUCGCGCUGAUGGACGGUGCAAACAAAAACCGUCGACUAAAUGGACUGAAGGCGUUUUGGGAUCCCGACGAUGGCAUUUUACGAGUAGGGGGUAGAAUCAAGCGAGCUCUCAUACCAUACGAUAGUCGUCACCAGAUGCUGCUACCAGCUAAGCAUCCUGUCACCGAGGCACUUAUUCGUGAACUACACAACGACAACUUGCACAUCGGACAAAGAGGUUUGCUUGCAGUUGUACGUCAACGGUACUGGCCACUGAAUGUGAAGAGCAUCAUCCGUAAGGUAAUACGAAAAUGUAUCGUAUGCUUCAAGGCAAAUCCAUUGAAGACGACGCAGAUAAUGGGUGAUUUGCCGUCGUAUCGUGUUCAGCCAGCACCUGUCUUUGCGAAUACAGGUGUGGAUUACGCUGGUCCCUUCUUGAUUAAGUCUUCCACAACUCGCAAGCCACAAAUUACGAAGGCCUACGUCUGCUUGUUCGUAUGCUUGCAAACUCGAGCCGUACACGUGGAAUUGGUCUCGGACUUGACGACGGAUGCCUUCCUUGCAAGCUUGCGACGAUUCACCAGCCGUCGCGGAUACCCGAAAACUAUACGUUCUGACAAUGCAACCAACUUUGCAGGGGCCAAAACGGAGUUGCAUGAGCUUUGGCGUAUGUUCCAGAACGAAUGCGCCACGAAGAAGAUCACCGAUUAUUGCACUGACAAGGGUAUUGACUGGUCGUUCAUACCACCUCGAAGUCCGCACUUUGGUGGUAUAUGGGAGGCUGGCGUGAAGCAGGUCAAACACCACUUGAAACGAAUUGUUGGUGAAAGAAAACUAACGUACGAGGAGCUCUACACGACGCUGACACAGGUAGAAGCGGUAUUAAACUCUCGACCUUUAAUACCGAGCUCUGAUGAUCCGUCCGAUUACACUGCAAUCACCCCAGCACAUUUCCUGAUAGGGAGGGAAUUGCAAACUAUUCCUGAACCUGACUAUUCUAUCCUUAAAGAAAACCGUCUCUCACGAUGGCAGUUGGUGCAGUCUAUGCUGCAACACUUCUGGAGACGGUGGACUGCAGAGUAUCUGCCGGAGCUGCAGAAUCGUUCGAAAUGGUUGAAGCGGAAGGAGAUCAAGGUGGGAUCUCUUGUGCUGCUGAUAGACCAGAAUACACCACCUCUGCAGUGGCCUCUUGGAAGAAUAGCGGCUGUACACCCCGGAGAUGACGGUGCAACGCGCGUCGUUACUGUUAGAAUGUCGAAUGGAGCGGAGUUCAAACGUGCGGUAACCGAAGUCUGUUUGUUGCCGUUAGACGAAGAUGAAGAUUGA